GCGCAAACCGGAAAAGGUUCAAUUUCAUGUAGCAAGAACGUUUGGAAAACUGCGGAAAGGAUGUCCUGUAACACAAGUGUUACACGUGUUCAGCUGUCAUCUGUGGGUCAGGCACAGCGAGCCCCAGUCCACCUGAUGCCCUGUGAGAUCGAACAGGAUGGGCCGGCCAAGGUCUCAGAGUUCUUCAGUGCUACCACAAAAGAUGGCAAACAUGAGAAGACGGUGUCGUUCAGAGGGCGUGGGUUGAAGGGGCAGGAGCUCAGCUGUCCUCAGGGCUACACUGGCUUGGUGCUGAAAGAGAUCAACAAGCCCGGCUCUGACCAAGAGGACAGGACAGUGAGGCUGUCCUCUGUGUUUGAUAAGCUGACCUACUGGAACCUGGAGACACAUCCAAACUCAGAUGAUACGAUUGUGAUGGCGAUGGAUUGGCCAGAGUUGGCUGAGGCGAUCCACGGGCCAGUAGAAGACUGAAGAGAGAGACAGAAUGACCUGCAGAGAGGUGGGAGGUUGGUGUCACCUCAGUGUGUACAGUUUGCUGGUUACAGGCUAGAGUCUGUGAAAAGACAUCAGAACUGUUAACCAGUCCAGUGUUACUGCGGCGGAGCAAGAAGUAACAGACAUAAUGUUUAUAUUUUUGUAAGAUGUGGUUUUGUAGUGAAAUAAAGAAAAAUAAAAUAUUUACUGACCGA
Chelmon rostratus (copperband butterflyfish) is the source of this 689-nucleotide messenger RNA. It is a transcript of the gene rnaseh2c, whose product is annotated as ribonuclease H2, subunit C. Gene Ontology annotation, biological process: RNA catabolic process. Gene Ontology annotation, cellular component: ribonuclease H2 complex. The transcript has 5 exons. Lineage: Eukaryota; Metazoa; Chordata; Actinopteri; Chaetodontiformes; Chaetodontidae. The record is from RefSeq and is a predicted model, not a curated record. The coding region runs from base 61 to 471 and encodes 136 amino acids.